AUGAUCCACCCGGAGCCGCACACAGCGGCCUCCAGUCACAGCGCCUCCAGCGGCCUCCAGUCACAGCGCCUCCAGCGGCCUCCAGUCACAGCGCCUCCAGCGGCCAAGACUGUCACCCCAGCCUGGACCACACUGCCUGGACCACUGGGGGCGGAGGGCACGGAGGGGGAGGAGCUGGACAAAGCGCUGGCGAUUGAGCGGCUUGGAGACCUGGUCACUGAGCAGCCAGCGAGAGAACCUCACAGGACCUACAACGAGAAGGACUUUGAGUUUCACCGUCACUCCUCCCACCACAUCCACCACCCGCUCUCCACACGCCUCCCCCCCUCCGUCCGCGUUAAGAGGAAGCUCCCGCGGCCCGAGAAGAACAAGAGAAGGAAGAGGAAGAAAAAGAAGACCUCGGUGCCUCCCUCCGAGGUGACCCCCACCAUUCAGGAGGAGGAUGAGGAGGAUGAAGGGGAGGAAGAGGAAGGCUCAGAGAUCGAGACCCAAAACAAGGAGACAUCAACUGACCAAGAAUUCACCAGCCCCCCCCAGUUCCUGGCUGGCUAUGGAGAGCUGUUUCCGGAGUGCGGGCUGGACGGGAGCUUCACUCUGCUGCCAACAUCACGUUCCUUGGAGAGGGAGGGCCCCGAUAUAUCAGCCAGUCAGGGCAGUGCUGUGUGUUUAGAGGAUGUGGAGAGCCAGUGUAUGCUGGGCUGGGGUGUGCGGGGAGCUCAGUGCCGGGGGCCGGGUGCCAGGGGGCCGGGGGGCCGAGGGACCAGCUAUAACCUGCGGGAUCGCACGUGUAUCGGCAGCAUGACAGCCCUGGAGGCCACGGCCUAUCAGCACGUCCCCACCGACGAGGCCGAGGCACAGCUGCUGGCCGGAGCCGACUUGGACUACAUGAAAAGUCACCGAUUUGAGGACAACCCUGGGGUGCGGAGACACCUGGUGAAGAAGACAUCAAGGUGCCAGGCAGCCAGGACCAGCACCAAGGCCCCCGCCCCCCCCAACGUCAAGAAGAAACUGGAUCGUAAACCACACGAGGUGUUUGUGGAGUUGAACGAACUGACCUCCGAUGGGAAGAAGGAAAUGCAAUGGCGGGAGACUGCUCGCUGGAUCAAAUUCGAGGAGGAUGUGGAGACGGAAACGGACAAAUGGGGAAAACCACACGUGGCCUCGCUCUCAUUCCGCAGCCUUCUGGAGCUCAGGAAGACCAUUGCUCAUGGUGCUGUGUUGCUGGACCUGGAGCAGAAGACGUUGCCGGGUAUCGCUCACCUCGUGGUGGAGACCAUGAUCACCUCGGAUCAGAUCAAAGCCGAAGACAGAGCCAAUGUGCUGAGAGCCUUACUGCUUAAACACAGUCACCCCAAUGAUGAGAAGGAGGGAACCUUCUUUCCGCGGAACCACUCCACCUCCAGCAUGACCUCCCUGUCAGCCAAUCACCACCACCCACAGCGGCACCGGCACGAGGCCUGUGUCACCGUGCCGCUCAUGGGGGAGGAGCCCAUCGAGCUACAGGACAAGGCAUCUGAGUUAGACAAAGAGAAAAGUAUAACUAGCCACACGGCUGAGGGGCAUAAAAAGAGCCACCGGGCAGACCUCAAGCUACUGGAGAAGAUUCCGGAAAACGCAGAGGCCACCGUGGUUUUAGUGGGCAGUGUGGAGUUCCUGGAGCAGCCUGCCAUGGCCUUCGUUCGACUCAGUGAGGGCGUCUUCCUGGAGUCUGUGCUGGAGGUUCCUGUGCCAGUCCGGUUCAUCUUUGUUUUGCUGGGACCCAUCCAAUCCAACCUGGACUACCACGAGAUCGGGCGCUCUAUCUCAACCCUGAUGUCAGAUAAACAUUUCCAUGAAGCUGCCUACAUGGCUGAUGCCCGUCAGGAUCUCCUCAAUGCCAUCAAUGAGUUCCUGGACUGCAGCAUUGUGAUCCCACCAUCCGAAGUGGAAGGCAAGGACCUGCUCAAGUCCGUGGCCUCGUUCCAGAAGGAGAUGCUGAGGAAGAGGAAGGAGCGGGACCAGAGGAAGUCAGUGAAGGAGGGCAGCUUGUCCCUGCUCAAAGAUCCCGGUGAGGAGAAGGAGGAGAUGGAGGAUGAUCCCCUGGAGAGGACAGGAAUGCCGUUUGGGGGAGUUUACAGGGAUAUCAAGCGACGAUAUCCCAAGUACCUGAAUGACAUUCGAGAUGCUCUCCACACCCAGUGUCUGGCUGCUGUCAUUUUUAUCUACUUUGCUGCUCUGUCGCCUGCCAUCACCUUCGGAGGGUUGUUAGGGGAGAAGACGGAGGGGCUGAUUGGCGUGUCCGAGUUAAUCAUCUCUACCUCGGUGCUUGGGAUCAUCUUCUGCCUGUUGGGAGCUCAGCCGCUCCUGGUGAUCGGUUUCUCAGGUCCCCUGCUCGUGUUCGAGGAGGCGUUUUACAAGUUCUGCCAGGCGCAGCGGAUGGAGUACCUGACAGGCCGGGUGUGGAUCGGGCUGUGGCUGAUGGUGAUUGUGGUAAUCACCGUGGCCUUUGAGGGCAGUUUCCUUGUGCGUUACAUCACCCCCUUCACCCAGGAGAUCUUCGCCUUCCUCAUCUCCAUCAUCUUCAUCUACGAGACCUUCUAUAAGCUCUACAAGGUGUUUGCUGAACACCCUCUGCUGAAGACCUAUCCCGCCGUCACCCCGGGUCACAGCAUGAACCACUCUGAGCCGGUGAGCAGCCCGGAGACCCCCGGGGUGGGCAUGCAGCCCAACACGGCCCUGCUCUCCCUCCUCAUGAUGUGCGGGACUUUCUUUGUGGCUUUUUUCAUGAGGAAACUGCGUAACAGUCGCUUCCUGGGGGGCAAGGCCCGGAGGAUAAUCGGAGACUUUGGAAUUCCCAUCGCCAUCCUCGUCAUGGUGCUGUUGGACUACGCCAUCACCGACACCUACACACAGAAACUAAAUGUUCCUAACGGUUUCUCGGUCACAUCUCCUGACAAGCGGGAUUGGUUUAUCCACCCCCUGGGGACAGACCACAGCUUCCCCAUGUGGAUGAUGUUUGCCUCCGCCAUUCCUGCCCUCCUCGUCUUCAUCCUCAUCUUCAUGGAGACCAACAUCACCACGCUGAUCGUCAGUAAGAAGGAGAGGAAGCUGGAGAGAGGGUCUGGGUUCCACCUGGACCUGUUGCUGAUCGGGGUGAUGGGGGGUCUGUGUGCCCUGUUCGGGCUGCCCUGGCUGACAGCAGCCACCGUGCGCUCAGUCACACAUGUCAACGCACUGACCGUAAUGAGCAAAGCCGUGGCUCCGGGGGAGAAACCCAGGAUCGAGGACGUCAAGGAGCAGCGCAUCACUGGCAUCCUGGUCGCUGGCCUCGUGGGUCUGUCCAUUGUGAUGGGGGAGAUACUGCGGCUGAUCCCCCUGUCCGUGCUGUUUGGUAUAUUCCUGUAUAUGGGUGUCACAUCUCUAACCGGCAUCCAGCUGUACGAGCGCACGUUACUGAUGUUCACCCCGACCAAACACCACCCUGACCACACCUUCGUCACCAAGGUGAAGACCUGGAGGAUGAAUCUGUUCACUGGGAUCCAGUUGGCGUGUAUCGUGGUGCUGUGGGUAGUGAAGUCCACUGUGGCCUCACUCGCCUUCCCCUUCAUCCUCAUCCUCACUGUUCCGCUCCGCCACUUCCUGCUGACACGCAUAUUCCAGGACCGGGAGCUGAAGGCGCUGGACUCGGACGAUUUGGGGCCCAACUUUGAUGAAGAUGGACAUGAUGAGUACAAUGAGAUGCACAUGCCAGUCUAACCCAGGGCAGGGGUCGCAGGAGCAAUCCCUUCCCCCCAUCCCACCCACACUGAGACCCUCCCCCCCACAUCUGUGACAGAGAACCCCCACAUCUGGCUAUGUCUACCCCACAACUGUGAACUGUCUGAUUGCGUGGCUAAACCCCCUCCCCCGCACAUCUCCUCCCCCACACAUCUCCUCUCCCUCUCUCCGCUGCAUGUUAGCCUGUAACUGAGAUCCCCCCCACCGCACACGUUUGCGACUGACCUGCCCUCAACAAGACAGCUCUGGGGAGUGAGACUGCCUCACAGCGGGGGGGAGGGGGAGAGAGGAGUGAGAUCCCCCACACACAGAAUCAGAGUCACUGCCACUCGCUGGGGAGGGGUCAGUGAGAUUGUGGGGGGCUGACUGAGGAGCUGACGAUGCUGGUGUUUCAGUGUUGCAGGAUAGGUGGGGCUGUGUCAGUCUGUCAGUGAGGAUGUUAGUGUUCACUCUGGCCUUGGGGCUAAACCAGGGUGUGACUGGGGUAGGCUCCGACAACAACAACUUGUAUUUAUGGAGCAUCUUCAUGCUGGCAGUGUCUGAGUGUUUGCCUUCACUGGGGUUGGGGAUCAAUAAACUUCACUCCCUCACUCCUCCCUCCCUCCCCCCCUUCCUCCCACCCAUCUGGACACCGAGUGUAGUGAAUAUCACGUUGGAGCCACCCCAAGCCAUUGAUCUGAUGGAGGAUGGAUGUGAAUUACAGAAGUCACACCCAGCGAUAAAGUACCAUAAGGGAGCUCACUGGCACACAGACUCAAUCCAGUGACACACACACACACACAGGAUGGUGUUGGCUGGCAGGAGGGAGGCAAAGUUUGAUCUACAAAAGGAACGUCCCUGAUUGGCAGAACGACAAGUGACGUCCCCCAGGGAGUGGACCCCAGCUUUUCACCCUGUAAAUGAACGAGCUCCUAACAGAGAGUGCGGGGCCAUGUGAAGAGCAUAACAGAAGCUUGUGAGAGGAACAGAGACUCAUUAAAUGUUGAACUUGGAGAAGGUGAGAGUAUUGAGGAGAAACGAAUGGUGGGUGGGAGGAAAUCGAUUCUAAAGGGUGAAUGGGGAAGUGCGCGGGGGUUGGGGGGGAAACAAGGGAUUUAGCGUCUGGGUUCAGAAAAUGUCAGAAAAUAAUUUGCUGGUACAAUCUGUCAGGUGAUUGGGAUUGGUUUGGUCUGUGCAGGGAUUUGAUGGGGGUGGGAGAGUUUAUCUGACGUCCAGUCUGUUCCAUGUUUACAAAGGCCACAUGUUGGCUUGGAUUAUAAUAAUACGUACAUUUGAUACAGCGCCUUAUCACG
Messenger RNA from Callorhinchus milii (elephant shark), 5048 nucleotides. It is a transcript of the gene slc4a3, whose product is annotated as solute carrier family 4 member 3. Lineage: Eukaryota; Metazoa; Chordata; Chondrichthyes; Chimaeriformes; Callorhinchidae. Gene Ontology annotation, biological process: monoatomic anion transport; transmembrane transport; regulation of intracellular pH. The record is from RefSeq and is a predicted model, not a curated record. Gene Ontology annotation, cellular component: plasma membrane. Bases 1 to 3735 code for a protein of 1244 amino acids. The transcript is spliced from 22 exons. Gene Ontology annotation, molecular function: monoatomic anion transmembrane transporter activity; solute:inorganic anion antiporter activity.